Molecule: messenger RNA, 3542 nt
Organism: Megachile rotundata (alfalfa leafcutting bee)
Lineage: Eukaryota; Metazoa; Arthropoda; Insecta; Hymenoptera; Megachilidae
Source: RefSeq, a predicted model, not a curated record
CCUAUUUCACGUUACAAAUGUACAAGAACCAGCAUCCAAAACUAGACUCCUCUACAACGAAGACCUUGACCUUCGUCAGAUGACCUACAACGCCCGCCUAGCUCCGUCUAAGCGGAUCCUUGGACGAAACUCAGAAGGGGUUUAAUGUCCACGCUAUUAUACUUAUUAUAAUCCAUUCUUCCGUGUCUCAACACCGUCAGAGGGGAUUCGUUUCUGGAAUUGAUGUCAGGAACCAGACGGAUGUGGCUUGUAUUCGUUCAACCUCCAAAGAGCCUCUUCAAACUGUACAGAUGUUCUCAUGGCUGAAAAAUGUUUAAAGAAGAUAGCAGUCCGAUUUCGUAACAAGGUAAAAGGAGGAGACAAGCGUGGAUACGAAAGUUGCCGGCCGCAUGGCUGACAUCAUGGCUUCCCGACUAGAUCUAGGCGAAAGUGGUGCUAGUUAAUGCGUCGUCCGGGGUGACCGUCCAGGAAUAACUCAGGACACGGCUGUCGGGUGGAUGUUCAUCAGUUCAAGGUUAGAAGCCGUCGCCAUCGCAGCGGACCGAAAUACAUCCCUCCGUUGAUGUAUAAAUACGCGGCCGUAGCUGUUGGUCCGAGGAGGGAGAAGCCACGAUGAAUCGUCGAUGCAUCCCGGUAACCUUGCUCUAAGCACCGGGUCGACGUGCUGAUUUAAAUAAUUGCGCUGGACAGCCACGCAAAAUCAGGGCCGCAUGCGGGGACGCUUCUAGAAUUUUCUUUGGGCACUGGUACAAGGUGGUACUUCAGGUAUUUGAUUAUUGAAUCUUCUUUAGGGACUCUUGCAAUUUUUUUCAGAGGCUGUCGUUUCUUUGGAGGCUGUAGCUAACAUUCGGAAGGGAGAUUUACAUUUGGAAGGUCUAGAAUUUUCUUUAGGAUAUUUGGACCUAGCUGGAUGGGUUGGAGUCUUUGGGACGUUUGGACUUUUCUGGAAGGCUGGGUAUAGAAGCUACUUUGAGACAUUUGGAAGGCUGGGUCUAGAAUUUUCUUUAGGACCUUUGAACUUUUGUGGAUGGGUUGGAAGCUUCUUUGGGACAUUUAGACUUUUCUGGAAGGCUAGGUAUAGAAGCUUCUUUGGGACAUUUGGACUUUUCUGGAAGGCUGGGUAUAGAAGCUUCUUUGUAGGCUUUUCUGGAUGAGUCUAGAAGCUACUUUGGGACACUUGGACUCUUCUGGAAGGGUAGGCCUAGAAGCUUAUUCAUGGCAUUUGGACUUUUCUGGAAGGCUGAGAUUAGAAGCUUAUUUAUGGGAUUUGGUCUUUUUUUUGAAGACUAGGUCCAGAACUUUGUUAAGGACCAUAUUUGGAAUUUUUUGUUGCAGGUUGCUUCUAGAACUUUCUUUAGGACCACAUUUGGAUUUUUCUGGAAGGGUAGAUCCACAUCUUCCUUUAGGAUCACAUUUGGAUUUUUCUGGAAGGCUAGAUCCACAUCUUUCUUUAGGAUCACAUUUGGACUUUCCUUAGAGGUUGCAUUUAGAACUCUCUUCAGAACCACAUCUAAACUUCUCUGGAAGGUUAGAUCCAGUUAGGACCAAAUUUGGACUUUUCUGGAAGCUGCACUUGGGUUAUGAAGGCUGAGCAUCGACUUUUCUGGACUAUCAGAGUUAAGUCGCCCUAAAGGGCUGAAUGUAGAGAAUCUACUUACUGGAAAACAUCUAUAGGUCCUAGUCUAAUAAAGCAUCCAGAAAAUUUAGUUAUAGAGUCAAUCUAAGAAGCGUAAUUCAUAAAAAACAGUAAGUCCUAAGCUAACAAGGGUAUACCUGAAGGCUGAGCAUCGACUUUUCUGGAUUAUCAGAGUUAAGUCGCUCUAAAGGGCUGAAUGUAGAGAACCUACUUACUGGAAAACAUCUAUAGGUCCUAGUCUAAUAAAUCAUCCAGAAAAUUUAGUUAUAGAGUCAAUCUAAAAAGCGUAAUUCACAAGAAACUGUAAGUCCUAAGCUAACGAGGGUAUACCUGAAGGCUGAGUAUCGACUUUUCUGGACUAUCAGAGUUAAGUCGCUCUAAAGGGCUGAAUCUAGAGAACCUACUUACUGGAAAACAUAUAUAGGUCCUAGUCUAAUAAAUCAUCCAGAAAAUUUAGUUAUAGAGUCAACCUAGGAAGCGUAGUUCACAAAAAUCUAUAAGUCCUAAGCUAAGGGACCACCUCAGUUCAAGAUGACACCUGGAGGACCCAAUUUCAGAAGAGAACUCAGAGUACCUAGAGAACCUAGAGAACCUAGAGAAUCUAGAGGACUUAGAGAACUUAAAGAACCUCGAGGACUUAGAGAACUUAGAGAACCUAGAGUACCUAAAGAUCCUACAGUACCUAGAGAAUUUAAAACACCUAGAGGACCUACAGAACCUAGAGGACCUAGAGAACCUAGAGGACCUAGAGAACCUAGAGAACCUAGAAGCCUUAGAGAACCUAGAGAACCUAGAGGCCCUAGGGACCUUAGAGAACUUAGAGAACUUAGAGAACUUAGAGAACUUAGAGAACUUAGAGAACCUAGAUUACCUAGAGAACCUCGAAAACCUAGAGUAAUUAAUUUCAGAAGAACCUAACCUGACCUAGAGGACCUAAAGUACUUAAAGAACCCAGAAAACCUAGAAAACCUAGAGAAGCUAAAGUCUCUAAAGAACCUAGAGAAUCUAAAAAAUCUAGAAAACUUAGAGGACCUAGUUUGAUAGAAUAUCCCCCGACGUAUCAAAGAAUAUAACCUAACCUAACUCCAUCCGCUCUGUUUACCACCGGCUAUUUGCUCCUCUGCAAGAACUAAAAUGGCGUCCGUGUGCACAGCUAAUCACCGCAGAUAGAACUGUUACACCGUUGUAGAAGAAAGGCAUCGAGUUACUGAACCGCCACAAUAACAUUCUAUCAGUCCAGAUUUACUCGGGCCGAGAUAACAAGCCGCAAAUACUCUCGAGGAGCCGAGAUGAUCGACCACAAACACGGGUCAAAAAGGAACGUUCAAACGGAUCGUGCGCUGCUCAAUGACAAGUGACCGAUACCUCUUUUUUCCCUCUCUCGACCGAGGAAUUUUCAUGAAAGCGAUCCACCGUCUCUUUCUGGGCUUCGGCGAAACGAUAAACUCGCGCACAAUGGAUGCGUUGACCUUUACGAUGGAUACACCCUGUCGCAUGUCGAUGACACUGUGUUCUAUAAAGAUACUUAGAGGAGGUAGGGCCUUUUAGACUGCGCCGGGAGACGUUGAACCCGAGGACUGUUUCAACUAUGCGUUUGGAGGAAUUAGUUCUUCUUGGGAAAUCGCAGGAUAUGCGUGGACUUAGGAAUGGUCGGAGUUCAAAGCUUGAAUUUUAAUGAAUUUUAGUGGCGGAGAGGAGGUACGCCAUUUUGGAUAGGAAGGACUCGCCUGAUUGGUUGAUGUAUGGCGAAUCAGGGACGUAGGAAUUGGCGGGCGAUUUGAAAUAUAAUUUGUUAUACUUGGCGUUUUUGUUAGAUGUUGUUUUUGUUUGUCAGUGUAAAGAUAGUUUCGCUGAAUUGAAAGUCUUUUUUAGGUAUAAUAGAUAGGUGCAUUUGUAUAUAUGCAUU